Molecule: messenger RNA, 991 nt
Organism: Castor canadensis (American beaver)
Lineage: Eukaryota; Metazoa; Chordata; Mammalia; Rodentia; Castoridae
Source: RefSeq, a predicted model, not a curated record
GUUCGUGAGUGGAGCCCAGCCUUAUAUGGACUGAUCGCUCGGGCAAUGGCCAUUUUUCCUCGCCACCAGCGCCACCGCGCCGAGCGGCCGCUGGAGCCCGAGCUGACGGCGCCUUGGCACCUCUCCUGGAGUUACAAAACUAAGCGGGCGGGGGCGCUCGGCGCGCAGGCGCGCCAGUCCCUGGUCCAUUUCCGUGUGCUUUCAGAAGAAGACAGAGGCUCUGGGUUACGGGUUUCCGUCAAGGACAUCUUGGACCUGCCGACACCAACGAUGAGGAGGGCUCGUGGCGAGGGGCGGGAGAGAGCGGGGCCCAGCCCGCCAAAGGUUGGCGCUGGGGCAGGCGCCCUGGACGCGGUGCAGAGCCCUGCCCUGAAGAGCCCGUUCUACGACAGCAGCGACAACUACACGCGCUGGCUGGCCAGCACCGAGGGCCUGCUAUUCCCGUAGAUGCACGGACUGGCGGCCCGGCGCUACCGCCCUCAAGACUCCAGCUCCAAGUCCCCAGAGCCCUCCGCUGACGAGUCACCGGACAAUGAAAGGAGCCCCGGCGGCGGGGGACGCAGGCAAGAAGAAGCGAAGCGGCGUGGUGCUCUUCUCCAAGCGCAGACCUACGAGCUGGAGCGGCGCUUCCGGCAGCACGGGUAUCUCGCGCCGGAACACGCGAAAACCUUGGCCAGCCUCAUCCGCCUCACGCCACGCAGUCAGAUGUUCCAGAACCACCGCUACAAGAUGAAGCGUGCCCGGCGGAGAAAGGUAUGGAGUGACGCCCCUGCCCUCACCGCGCCGGGUGCCGUGCCCGUCUUGGUCAGGGACGGCAAACCGUGCCACGCGCUCAAAGCCCAGGAGCUUGCAGCCGCUUCCACGGGCAUCCCCUUUCGGUCCUACAGUGCGCAGUCCCUGCAGCACAUGCAGUACAAACGCCAGUUACAGCUCGGCCAGCACCCCCAGUACCCGACAGCACACCCCCUGGUCAGGCCAGCAGUGGACUUUG